AUCACAUUUAUCUGAGGAGGCGGGACAGGUGUAAAAUUGUUGUUAGGCCAUCCGACAUUUUGGGGGAAAAAAAAAACAAAAACAAAAAAAUCAACAUAGCCCAAGCUGUAUCGAAAGGUCAACAGAACAGAAUAGAUAAGAACAGAACAUAGCAGAAUACGCUUUCUGAAGUACAAAAUGAACUGGCAGUACAAACGCAGCCUGCCUUUCGAGGUGCGGAGAGCAGAGGGGGAGAAAAUACGAGCCAAGUACCCAGACAAAAUCCCAGUCAUAGUGGAAAAGGCACCUAAAUCUCGUGUUGCAGAACUGGACAAAAAGAAGUACUUAGUGCCUUCUGAUUUAACAGUGGGUCAAUUCUGUUUCCUGAUUCGGAAGAGGAUAGAGCUGCGAGCUGAAGAGGCUCUCUUCUUCUUUGUCAAUAAUGUGCUGCCUCCCUCCAGCGCUACCAUGGGACAGGUGUACGAGGAACACCACGAGGAAGACUUCUUCCUGUACCUUGCCUACAGCAAUGAGAGCGUGUAUGGCUAGAGGGACAGAAGACAGGGACAAGGAGAGAGGCAGAGAUAAUGUGAUGUAACACACAGAUGUGUGCCCAGUAAAGAUAAUUAAGAAAUGAAAACAUGCAUGAACAAAGUCCAUUACUCCAUAUCGCUGGUACUUUUAGUAUAGUACAGCACAGUUCUCCCAUUAUUCAGUAAUAUUUUAUGACAGCAAGGUUGUAAACUCAUACCCAGUCCUGGGGAGGGGGGUUGCUGUGAAAAUAUUUUUAAACUGAAAAGGUGCUGCUGCCAAUUAUUUUAUACAGUAUACAAGAAGCCAGCAGUGUCAGGGGGCAGCAGUCUAAAAGGCCCCUCCUUUCUUUAAGUUUUAACCUCAUGCUUUAGGAACGGGGGGACCUUUUUGACUGCUGUACCCUGACACUGCUGGCGGGCUUUUUGCUUUAUUGAUAAAACAUUAAUUAGCUGAAAAUUAAAAUUUAAAAAAUACAUACUUUGCUGGAAAAAAAAAAAAAACAUAUUUAGGACUUCAUGAAACAUAACUGCAUGACUUUCAGCUUUAUCUCCACAAUCGAGAAACCUGAUCCCAAAUUCGAUACACAGUCAUAAAAACGCUCUAUGCUCAUCUGACCACACUAUGUAAAACACUGUGUGGCGUGUCUAUAUAAAGUUCAAAUCUAAAGACGCUGCCUGCUGUGUGCUGGGCAGAGCCUCGCUGUCCUCCCCUGUACGCUGUGUAACACUGUAAAACCUGGUAUAAAUACAGAUACUAUCAAGCAUGUCAAUGGAAAGUUCAUAUAUAAAGGCUGCUGGCUUGAGUCUUGCUGUGCUUUUUCUAUAUACGGUAAGAUGCUGGCAUGACCAAACUGUAAAACACUAAAACUACAGCAGCUACCCAACAUGUAAAGUGAUACGGACACAUAAUUAGAGGAUUUAAAAAUAAUUGGGAGUUAAGCCGGAUUUCACUGGACCUGACAGAUCUUAGUUAAUAAUGUGAAGCUAUCAAGUAUAUUUUCUUAAACAAUGAUUUUUUAAAUCUAUAUAUAUGGAAAAGCUGAUUUGAUGGCAGAAUUUAUUUGUUAAGGAAGUGCUAACCAAUGUUUUAACAUGUUCUUACCUCUCAGUAUUCAAUCCUUCUAGUAUGCUGAAAGUCUUUUUUUUUUUUUUUUUUUUCCCCCUGUUAAUUCAGGAAAAGCAGUUCCCUCAAACGCUCUCUAGCAAACUGCUGCAUCCUGGUACAUAUGUUGUAGUUUACACGUCUUGAUUGCAGCGAGCCCAUUGGUGUGUUUUCACUACAACACCUGGGAAGUGAUCUGUACCAGGUAGAAGCAGCAACUUUGCAUCUAUCGCGUUGUCUUUGAGAUCUGUCUGAUCCAAAUUGAAGUAUAAAAGGCAAGCAAAGAACCGUAAGACCUUCUACAGAAGAAAGGGGGUGUUAGUGAUAAUGUUGCCAGUGCUAAUAGAAGAUUGGUUUGGUAAUAAAAGAUCAGGCAUUUGAUUUUAAAGAGGCUGCGUUUAGCACUCCUUUAAAUGAAACAUCACCUUGUGUUUUUUAUAUAUUUUUUCUCCCAGUGGAAAAGUGAAAUGAGCGCUCUUCUGUCUCUUUGUCAAGUUCAAGUUCAAAUGCUUUAUUGGCAUGACAAGCUCUCUCUCUCUCUGUCUCUGUCUCCUGCAUUUUCAGGAAUUUAGGUUCACACUCAAACUCAAGCUGUUUACUUGGGGUUGGUUUUUUGUUUGUUUUUUUGUAGAACAAUAAUAAAAAACCCAAAAAACUCCAAUAUAAAUGAAAUGUUGUAAUAUAUGAAAAAAGUUAGACAAGAUACUGUGUUUUCUUUUUUUUUUCUUUCUUUCAAAUCAGUAUCAGUCACAAGGGACACAGUGGAGGCCUAUGUCUGUCCGUUUGGCUGUCUGUCUGGGGGGGGGAACCGCAGACUAACAGUACGAAUGAAAAUUGAGCAAAAAUCAAUUUUAAUUCACAGCAUUUCCAACACAGCAACAGGUGUGUUUAAUACAAGUUUUACAAAAGCACUAACUGAUGCCUUCAGUGGCUGCAACAAUGACAGUCUGCACUGAUUUGAGCACACUGGUGUGAGUCACAGGGCCACACACAUCAUGCACAGCACCAGAAACAGCAAAAAGAAUUAACGAAAAGGAAGAAUGAAUGAGUCAUUGUCAGUCCACUACAAUGUUCCUUCUUGGUGUCUGUUAGUUUACUACAUUUUCCCAGAGCUUUAGUUUUGUUACAGCUGCAGACAGUUUCCCACAAUCCUGUUCAGUUUGACCCUAUAAUACAAUUCCUUCUUGGUCUUAGUUUACAGUCUUCCUGGUUCUGUAAAUCUAUCCUAUAUAUUUUCAUUAAAAAAGACAACUUCA
Polyodon spathula (Mississippi paddlefish) is the source of this 2870-nucleotide messenger RNA. Its product is annotated as gamma-aminobutyric acid receptor-associated protein-like. NCBI's taxonomy places the organism in Eukaryota, Metazoa, Chordata, Actinopteri, Acipenseriformes, Polyodontidae. Gene Ontology annotation, cellular component: cytosol; autophagosome; autophagosome membrane. Gene Ontology annotation, biological process: autophagosome assembly; macroautophagy; autophagy of mitochondrion. Gene Ontology annotation, molecular function: GABA receptor binding; ubiquitin protein ligase binding. Bases 178 to 528 code for a protein of 116 amino acids. The transcript is spliced from 6 exons. The record is from RefSeq and is a predicted model, not a curated record.